UUCGUUAUCGCGCAACCUCAGAUGACAUUUCCAGGUCCGUGGAAGCUCUCCUACGAGGAGGAAGGCGCAUGUCUCUCCGUUCGAGCGCACAGUGUGGUGACGGCCCUGCUCGCCGCGGUGAUACGUUUUGACGUCCAACAUGGCCACCUGAUGUCUAGCAGACGAUACACACAGGUGGCAUGGGAGAGCUGUAAAUAAAAUCCACCCUCUAGAUUUAAUUAUGAGCGGACGUGUGCAGAAGGAGAGUGUCGAUGAUUCCGAUCGCAUCGACGAUGCAGUGGACCCGCGAGUGCAGAUUGAACUUGAAAGAUUAAACACAGCUACGGACGAUAUUAAUAAAUUAGAAGUUGAUUUAGAUGAAGCAAGAGCAACCUUUAGAGAAUUAUUGUGUGAAUCAACAAUCAAGAUUGACGCUUUGGCUAAGAAACUUGGAGCUUGCAUUGAAAAAUCCAGACCGUACUAUGACUCUAGGUUUAAAGCAAAAGAGGCUUUACAAGAAACGCAGAAGGCUGCGAUUAGAUUUGAGAGAGCCAACAGUCAACAUGCGGCGGCUAAAGAAAUGGUUUACUUAGCCGAGGAAGGACUGCGGACCGAAGGAAGAUGUUUUGACCAUGCUUGGCAGGAAAUGUUGAAUCAUGCUACGUCGCGAGUUAAUGAGUCAGAGCAUGAGAGAGCUCUCUCUGAAGCUGAGCAUAGGCACACGACUGCAUUAUAUCACAAAGCGGAACACGAAGUUCAAAGGUUGCAACGUGAACUGAAGCGUACUAUUGCUAAAUCUAGUAUGGGUGCACGCCGCAGCUUGCUUCUGAUAAACAGUAUCGCCUACAGGCACCACUUGCUCAUGUUGCCUUACUAUGAAAUGAAAGCACACUUUAAUCAAAUGCUGGAGGAGCAGAAGAUGAAAGUCAGUGUACUGGAGAGAUCAGUUGGGGAAGCAAAAUCUUCGUACGCGGAAGCAUUACGAAAUUUAGAAAAAAUCAGCGACGAGAUUCACAGGACAAGAAGAUACGACGGUUUAGACGAAUACGAUAAGAGUACACAAGACGCACCCGAUCGCUCCACUACGCAAAUUAACACGGCGACUCCAACGGAUUCCAGUGUAACUGGAUCUCCAGACAGCACAGAUUAUAUUAGUGACGAAUACUUACGCCUUCCCGACAAGAUGAGUCCGAAUGUGCCAUGUCCCAUGCCUACAAGAAUCGAGAAAGAUUCAUCGUCGGAAUACCUGGGCCUAAACAAUCUGAACCUUUCAUCCACCGAACCUCGUAAAUACAUCAAACGGGACCGUCCACGAAGCAUCGCUGCGACCGACUCGAAACAUAUCGUAUCUCUAAAUCAUACAAGUUCUUCUGCACCAGGUCUGACGGAUCUGUCGGGCAUUAUAUCUCCGAUUGAAAAGAGAGUCAAAAUUCAAACGCCCGUGAACGAUCGCAAGAAUAAUUCUACUAAUUCUCAAAACGGAGAAGAAUGGACGGAAAUUAGCCUGAACAAUUCACCGGAUGAAGUUUAUUACAAUAACGACGUGUAUUCCGAUGAGGAAGAUCAAAUUCCCUACAAACCGCUACCGAUGGAUCUAAGUCCAGAACUUGCUCAGACAAUUAAUGCCACCAUCGAUCCGGCGAAGGAACAAACUAGUCGAAAAAGAUUAGUAACGCAAAAAUCUUUACCCACAAUGUCGAAAGUAAAUGAAGUUACUUUAAGCGAAGAGAAGAAAGCCGAAGUUACGAGAAGUCCAUCAGUAAAAAAUAGAAGCAAGCUCGAUAGUACCUUAGCUAAUUGGAUAACUAGAAGUUCAGCCGGUGGUGAAACUAGUGGUGGUAGUUCCACGAAUUCAAGCAGAAGACAAUCUCUCGAUAUGUUAUGGAGUGGCGGUACCGGGGAGCGCGUUAAGGAAUUACUUAACCAUGGCAUGAUGAUGUUAAACAUAUCUAGCUUAACGGAACGACGUUCCAGCGAACCAAAGACAGCGGAGAGAGACAAGGAAAAGUCUGACAAAUCUGAAAAGUCGGAAGUUAAAGGAAAGAAAGUCCCAAGUCCGUUAGAGAAAACAAUGAGCUAUCUCAAUGCCGACGAGGAGACGUCAGACAGCGAAAGUUUAGCUAGCGUGGAGAUGCUAACAGAGGAUCAAAUCUCUUCACUCAUGAUGGAGCCGGACAUGAAUCAAGUAUGCCAAGAGAUUCUGGGAACUCCCUUAGUCGAAGUAUGUCCGUUGUUGCAACAAUUACAGCAACAAUAGCCUUAUCACAGAGGAAUUUGCACGACAAAGUGGCAAAGAUUCAACAAUAGAAAGUGUUCAAGAUCAUUAU
Molecule: messenger RNA, 2306 nt
Organism: Cyphomyrmex costatus
Lineage: Eukaryota; Metazoa; Arthropoda; Insecta; Hymenoptera; Formicidae
Exons: 11
Coding region: 221-2236 (671 amino acids)
Biological process (GO): intracellular signal transduction
Cellular component (GO): cytoplasm
Molecular function (GO): protein kinase inhibitor activity
Source: RefSeq, a predicted model, not a curated record